Molecule: messenger RNA, 1245 nt
Organism: Oncorhynchus gorbuscha (pink salmon)
Lineage: Eukaryota; Metazoa; Chordata; Actinopteri; Salmoniformes; Salmonidae
Product: potassium channel subfamily K member 12-like
Exons: 4
Coding region: 1-1245 (414 amino acids)
Biological process (GO): potassium ion transmembrane transport; stabilization of membrane potential
Cellular component (GO): membrane
Molecular function (GO): potassium ion leak channel activity
Source: RefSeq, a predicted model, not a curated record
AUGCCUGGCCAGCGACUGCAAGGCUGCCGCUCCCUCCACAUAAACGAAGACAACGGCCGCUUCUUGCUGCUCGCAGUCUUGAUUAUUCUGUAUCUGCUGUCCGGUGCCGCAGUGUUUUCCGCUAUAGAGAGGCCUUCGGAGGUGCAGGCGCAUGACAGAUGGAACAGGACACUUUUCAACUUCAGUGAGACGUUCAACAUCAGCUUGGAGGAUCUGAACUCUUUUCUACGGGAGUACGAGACAGCUAUUGCCGCGGGGAUCCGAGCUGACGCUCUCAGGCCGCGAUGGGAUUUUACAGGGGCUUUUUACUUUGUUGGGACUGUGGUAUCAACUAUUGGUUUCGGGAUGUCUACCCCGGUGACGGUGGCAGGGAAGGUGUUCCUGAUCUUCUAUGGUCUCCUUGGUUGCGCCGCCACCAUCUUGUUCUUUAACCUCUUCCUGGAACGUAUUAUCACCCUCCUGGCCGUGGUAAUGAAGGCCGUGAGGGAACGGCGCAUCCGGAACUCCGGACUCCUCCCGCCGGGUAUCCGCCAUGAUUUCUCGGCGUGUUCGUUCCCGGGGUGGAAGCCGUCAGUCUACCACGUCAUGUUGAUCCUGGGGCUGUCUGCCAUCAUCAUCUCCUGCUGCGCCUCAGCCAUGUACACCCCUGUGGAGGGAUGGGCCUACCUGGACUCACUCUACUUCUGUUUCGUCACAUUUAGCACCAUUGGCUUCGGGGACCUAGUAUCAAGCCAGAGAGCGGACUAUGAGUACCAGCCGCUGUACCGUCUGGCUAACUGCCUGUUCAUCCUCAUGGGCGUGUGCUGCAUCUACUCUCUGUUCAACGUCAUCUCCAUCGUCAUCAAACAGGUGCUCAACUGGAUGCUUCAGAACCUGUGCUGCCAGCGGUGCAACAUCAGGUCAAACUCUUUUCCGUUGGGACGCCGCAACGCCAUCCGGCCCGGGUCGAGAAUCCGUAAGGGCCGCUUCGGAAUCAGACGCCCGCCCGACUCUGGGGAUUCGGGACCCUGCGACAGCGACGCGGAGGGGGGAGGACGCAGACUCUCUGGAGAGAUGAUUUCAAUGAAGGACCUGACAGCCUCGAAUAAGGUCUCACUGGCACUCAUGCAGAAGCAGUUAUCAGAGUCUGCUAACGGUUAUCCCAGGACGGUGUGUGGCGGCUCGAGACAUAACGGGUUCUCUGGAGGAGUGGGCGCUCUGGGGAUCAUGAACAACAGACUGGCAGAGACCAGCAACUCCAGGUAG